AUGGCCCCGGCCCCGGCCCCGCCGCGCCGCCCCCGGCCCCGGCUCCCGCUGCCGGUGCCGCUCCCGCUGCCGGUGCCGCUCCCGGUGCUGCUCCCGCUGCUGCUCCCGCUGCUGCUCCCGCCGGUCGCUGCCUUCAACCUGGAGGCGUCGCGGCCCGCGGUCUUCCGCGGGGCCCCCGGCUCCUUCUUCGGCUUCGCGCUGGACUUUUACCUGCCCGAGCCCCGCAGUGUCAGCAUCCUGGUGGGGGCCCCCAAGGCCAACACGAGCCAGCCCAAUGUCACCCAGGGGGGGGCCGUGUUCCACUGCCCGUGGCCCCCCGGGGGCGGCUGCACCCCCAUCGACUUCGACCACAUCGGGACCCGCACCCACGACUUUGGGGGCAACAGCAGCGACGGCCCCGAGCCCGUGGAGUUCAAAUCCCUGCAGUGGUUCGGGGCCACCGUGAGGGCCCACAACGGCUCCAUCCUGACAAUGGGGACACUGGGAACAUUGGCGACACUGGGGACAAUGGGGGGACACAACGGCUCCAUCCUGGCUUGUGCCCCCCUGUACAGCUGGAGCCCCCCCAAGGAGGAGGGGGGGGCGCGGGAGCCGGUGGGCUCCUGCUUCCUGUCCCUGGGCAACUUCUCCAAGUUCGUGGAGUACGCGCCCUGCCGCUCAGACCUGAACUCGGCGGCCGGGCAGGGCUACUGCCAGGGGGGCUUCAGCGCCGAGUUCACCCAGACCGGCCGGGUGCUCCUGGGGGGGCCUGGCAGCUACUUCUGGCAAGGUGAGAGCCUGGCCUGGCCUGGCCCU
Vidua macroura (Pin-tailed whydah) is the source of this 795-nucleotide messenger RNA. RefSeq names its product integrin alpha-5-like. The transcript is spliced from 7 exons. The annotation marks the transcript as partial. Gene Ontology annotation, biological process: cell-cell adhesion; angiogenesis; integrin-mediated signaling pathway. Gene Ontology annotation, cellular component: integrin complex; external side of plasma membrane. NCBI's taxonomy places the organism in Eukaryota, Metazoa, Chordata, Aves, Passeriformes, Viduidae. Gene Ontology annotation, molecular function: integrin binding. The record is from RefSeq and is a predicted model, not a curated record.